GCGGCGGGGCCGGCGGAGGGAGCGGUGCGGCGGCGAUGACUCAAACCCGCCCGGCCCGCUCUGCCCCCUCCCGCUCCCCCCGCCGGGGAGGGCUAUUAAAAGCUGCUGACGUAGGAGCGGACGGCCAUCUUUGAUGAGGGCACGGCUCCCGAUCCAUUGAAGAAGGAGACCCGCGGAGGUCAGCAGCCUCCUGUCCUUGCCUCCCAUCCAGCUGCGGCACCGACCCACCGACCCCGCCGCGCCGCGCUUCGCCAGCCCAGGCUCACAGAGCAGCUGAGUGCAAAUCCUGAUCUGCAGCAUCCCCAAGCACCCCCACAGCUAAAAUGGCAGAAGACGCGGAUAUGCGCAAUGAGUUGGAAGAAAUGCAGCGGCGUGCCGACCAGCUCGCUGAUGAAUCCCUUGAGAGCACCCGUCGAAUGCUGCAGCUUGUUGAAGAGAGUAAAGAUGCUGGUAUCAGGACUUUGGUUAUGUUGGAUGAGCAAGGAGAACAACUCGAUCGUGUUGAAGAAGGCAUGAACCAUAUCAACCAAGACAUGAAGGAGGCCGAGAAAAAUUUAAAAGAUUUAGGGAAAUGCUGUGGCCUUUUCAUAUGUCCUUGUAACAAGCUUAAAUCAAGUGAUGCUUACAAAAAGGCCUGGGGCAAUAAUCAGGAUGGUGUUGUAGCCAGCCAGCCUGCACGUGUCGUAGAUGAACGGGAGCAGAUGGCCAUCAGUGGUGGCUUUAUCCGCAGGGUAACAAACGAUGCCCGGGAAAAUGAAAUGGAUGAAAACCUCGAGCAGGUCAGCGGAAUCAUUGGCAACUUACGUCACAUGGCCUUGGACAUGGGCAACGAGAUCGACACACAGAACCGCCAGAUUGACAGGAUCAUGGAGAAGGCUGAUUCCAACAAAACCAGGAUUGAUGAAGCCAACCAGCGUGCAACAAAGAUGCUGGGCAGCGGUUAAAUGCAGAGAAGUGCAUUUCCUUUUAAUGCUGUCCAGCAGGGCAGCACCUUCAUGCUUUUAUCAUGGUAUUUAUCUACUAGGUUUGCACACAUGCACAUAUCAGCCCCAUUGUAAAUGUUGUCCUGUGUAGUUUGUCAGCUUUCCAAAAAUUAUACUUGUAAUUAUUUUUUUCUAGAUAUCUUUCUUUCCAAAGGUUGUACAUAGUGCUGAUUUGAUGGCUAUAGCUCACUAUGAUGUUUUUUGGGGUUAUUCCUUUCCUUUCCUUGUUUCCGUUUUGGAUUCCUUUCCUUUUUUUCCCCUCUCUUCAUUUUUCUUUUUUUUUUUUAAUGAUGUUUGCUGAAUGACAACACUGUUGGAAUGCUAAACGUGCUGUUAACCUUUAAAUAUACAGUAUUGUUCUUGUAAAACUGUGACAUUCCACAGAGCUACUGCCAUGCUCCUGUCUUUGGGUAUCAUGAUGUUUAAGCACUUAAACCUGCUGUCUUCAGUUCUUCAUUGCCAUUAUCUGUUGUUAUGAUUUCAUGAUUAGACAAUGUGGAAUUAUAUUACUAUAACAAGCAUUGCACUAAAAAGUGAUGUGAUUUAUGCAUUUAUGCAUGAGGAAUAAAUAGACUUUUAGACUCCUACUUAAACAAGAAUUUUCCCAUGGCAGUAGCACACCAACAAUGACAACAAAAGCAUGCUCAGUAUUCGGACUCUUUUGGGACUAUGUUAUACCAGCAAGUUUGCAGUUGUGCCACUUUUUUCUUGUUGAUAUAUAUAUAGUUAUUAAUCAUGAUCAUUUUUUUAAUUAUGAAAAAGAGGGAUUUGGCACUCACCAUUUAGCCAUUGCCAGCAAAAUAAAAGCUUGGCUGAAAAUAUGUCAAAGACAAAAAGAAAUAAGUGUAAUAUAUUGGGUUUGUCUGCUGCUUUUGAAGACUAUCUUUUGGAGGAAACAACCACCAUAUGAAAUGGUGCAAAGAAAUGUAAUUUUUAUAAGGCUCUCUCUUACUAGUCGCUAUCCCCAUGUGGUUUGUUAUCGGUACAGUUCUCUGUUGCUUACCUAGAGCUAUGCACACCAAAUCGCUGAGAUGUUUAGUAGCUGACAAUUAAAAAAUAAUUAAAAAACCUAAAUGAAUGAACUCUAGAUAAACUGUGAGAUAAAUAUCAUUUACAGCAUGUAAUAUGAAAAUUCCUUAUGUCUCCUGUCAGUUUGUGAAGUGAUUGACAUUUUGUAGCUAGUUUAAAGAUUAUUAAAAAUUAUAGAUCUCAGAAUCCAUGCUUGCUUUAUCCAUUUGUUGCCCUACGUGUCAGUGACAACUUCAUAUUUGCCACUUACCUGGGAGAAGAAAGUCUAAAGACUCUUUACAAACUGCUUUUCUAUUGUAUUUCGUGGGAAACUAAAGAUUUUGGUUUGCAAUACUGUAGAAAAGUAACUACACUAAAAAUUACACUUGGUACAUUCCAAGUGACUGUUAUUUUAAAUAACCUGGCUCGUAUUGCCAAACACUGAAUCAAAAUAUUUUUCUCGUGUUCCAG
This is a messenger RNA of Parus major (Great Tit), 2462 nucleotides long. RefSeq names its product synaptosome associated protein 25 (gene SNAP25). The record is from RefSeq and is a predicted model, not a curated record. Gene Ontology annotation, molecular function: SNAP receptor activity; syntaxin-1 binding; voltage-gated potassium channel activity. The coding region runs from base 324 to 944 and encodes 206 amino acids. NCBI's taxonomy places the organism in Eukaryota, Metazoa, Chordata, Aves, Passeriformes, Paridae. The transcript has 8 exons. Gene Ontology annotation, cellular component: synaptobrevin 2-SNAP-25-syntaxin-1a-complexin I complex; plasma membrane. Gene Ontology annotation, biological process: synaptic vesicle priming; exocytosis; synaptic vesicle fusion to presynaptic active zone membrane.